CCCUCCGAGACAGGAGACAUGAGGUUCAGAGACACCUGUCAGGAGGACUACACAUCCAGAGAUACACAUCCAGAAGCUGCGUGUGAUGCAACUGGAUGCUGCUGAGUGUUUGACCCAUAGACUAUAAGGUUUGACCAUGGACUCUGCUGUCAUCAGAGCGUCUCGGUGACCAAGCAGCGUAAAGUUAUUCGGCUGCUUUCUUGUCUCUAUUCGUGUUAUUCCUCUUUCAUUUUCUCCACAAGCCGCAUGAGUUCGCCGCUGUUUCUAGGUCAGCUGGUCGGGGUUCCUUUAGAAAUAAUGCACCCCACCAUGGAGAAAGACACGACUCACACCAAGAUCUUUGUCGGCGGCUUGCCGUAUCACACAAACGACGCUUCACUUCGGAAAUAUUUCGAGACUUUCGGGGACAUCGACGAGGCUGUGGUUAUCACAGACAAACAGACGGGCAAGUCCAGAGGAUACGGCUUUGUGACCAUGGUGGACAGGGGAGCAGCAGAGCGGGUGUGUAAGGACCCGAACCCCAUCAUCGACGGCAGGAAGGCCAAUGUGAACCUGGCGUACCUGGGAGCAAAGCCUCGCAGCGCACAGACCAGUCUCUCUGUUGGAGUUCAGCAAGUCCAUCCUACGUGGGCUCAGAGACAAUAUGGGCUGGCCCAGCAGUACAUGUACCCCCAGGCCUUCCUGCAGCCCAGCCUGCUUCUGCAGUCCCAGCUCGGCCCCUCAGCAGCGCUCGCCUCCCCCUACCUGGACUACAGCUCCGCCUAUAGCCACUACGCCCACCCCGGGCUGGAGCAGUACCCCUACGCUGUCUCACCCUCGCCCUCCGCCGGCUUCCUCAGCUACAGCUUCUCCCCCGGCACGUCGGCGCCCACUCUCACCGCGUCCCCGACCCCUCCGACCGCUAUGCAUCCUUCCCUGGCUGCACUCAGCGCCAUGUCUGCCCCCCCGCAGGCCUUCCUGCACUACCCCCUGCACCAGCCCGACCGCAUGCAGUGAGCGACCCUCAGCUGCAGGACUGAUGAUUCGAAGCAGCGUGACUGUUGACCUAUGACUUCGUCUUCAUCUUCAGGAUGAGACUGGAUAACCAGGGAGAGAGUGUGACGUAAUCAAAAGGGCUUUAAGAAAACACUCUCAUUCCUGUCUUUUUAUAUAUAUAUUAUUAUUAUUGUUGUAAUAGUGGAUGAAAAUGUUCUGAUGCUACUGUCAUGAGCAUACGAUCUGAAUGUUUUUCAUACGUGGCAGACGUCAGGGACUGGAAUAAGACGGCUGGUAAUCUUGACGUUUUUAUCUUACUGCUGCUGUUGGAGGCAGGCCGACUGCUGGAGAGCGGACAUGUAAAGACAAAGAGAAAUAUGUCUGUUUGACAUGAUGCUGCGGCUGCAGUUUCUCCAAAGGUACUGAACUGAAUGCUGGAUAUUAGCCAAGCUGAGUUCCUCUUUCAGAAACGAAGGUCCAAUGACCUCCUCUGCAAGGUUACCUUUCUGUCUACGGCCUUAAAGAUCUCCCCCUAUCUCUCUCCACCUGGUUCACUUUGUGUUUGUCAUUCUGAUUAAUCUCUCAUCUCUAAUGAACAAAAUGUUUAUUAUGCUCCCUUUUGUCCCUUUCAUCUACCGCUGGCAAGUCAUUUCACGGUGAUAAUCACAGUUUAACAGAAUAUGCAAUUAUGAUGAUAAAGGAUGAGCAUUAAUAAGGUAGACAACACUGAUAUUUUGUUUUUAUAUCGCUACCGCUAGAUAUCACUGAGAGAAGGUCUUUGUUAGCACUCUAAAGUCAUUUCAUUAUGUUUCAGCAGCAGCUUAUUAGCCUAUUUGGAGCAGCAGUGUCUAGAUUUGGUCUAUGGGGACUGUUCGGUUUAAUGAUACUUAGAUGACACAGUUGUCAAUACAUAUCACGUGUUUGGAUGUA
Molecule: messenger RNA, 1905 nt
Organism: Notothenia coriiceps (black rockcod)
Lineage: Eukaryota; Metazoa; Chordata; Actinopteri; Perciformes; Nototheniidae
Gene: rbm38
Product: RNA binding motif protein 38
Exons: 4
Coding region: 247-996 (249 amino acids)
Molecular function (GO): RNA binding
Source: RefSeq, a predicted model, not a curated record